UUUCUUAAAAGAGGAUAACGAAUCGCUCAUCUCUUCUAUCCAUUUUUCUUCUUUUUUUUAAGAAAACAUUUUUCUCGUUGGAUAGAAUGGGAACGGUGCUAGAUUCGCAUUUCCUGGCUCUCACUGCCAUUGUUACCGUGGUUUACCAGUUCAUAUUCUUCGUAAUCACAGCUCUUUUCAAGAUCGAUCAAGUCACUGACUUUGCAGGUAGCACAAACUUCGUUAUACUUGCUGUACUCACUCUCGUUCUUAACGCCACGUGGCAUUUUCGCCAGGUGGUCUUGACUUUGCUAGUUGUGGUAUGGGGUCUUCGCUUGGGAACUUUUCUUCUAAUGAGGAUCUUGCAAUGGGGUGAAGAUCGACGCUUUGACGAAAUGCGUCAAAACUUGGUGAAACUAAUAGUUUUCUGGACUUUUCAGGCCGUGUGGGUUUGGACCGUGAGCUUACCUCUAACCGUCGUUAACGCAAGUGAUGGUGGAGGAUCUCUUACACCCGCAGAUGUAAUCGGUUGGACAAUGUGGUUUUUCGGUUUCUUGAUUGAAGCUGCAGCUGAUCAACAGAAGCUCUCUUUUAAAAACGCUCCAGAAAAUAGAGGUAAAUGGUGUGAUGCUGGUCUGUGGAGGUAUUCAAGACAUCCAAACUACUUUGGUGAGAUGUUACUGUGGUGGGGAGUCUUUGUGGCUGCAUCGCCUGUUCUAGAAGGUGCUGAGUAUCUUGUCAUAUUUGGACCAGUCUUUCUCACUUUGUUACUUCUAUUCGUCAGCGGCAUACCAUUACUUGAGGCAUCGGCUGACAAAAAGCAUGGCCACUUGGGAGCUUACCGGUUCUAUAAGAAGACAACAAGUCCUCUGGUUCUUUUGCCGAGAGGAGUGUAUGGGAACUUACCACGAUGGUGCAAGGAAGUCUUUCUCUUCGAGCUUCCGUUUUACAGCAGCAAUCUCCCUGAAGAAGCUGAUAUUUAGUAAGGAUCUCUGUUCAGUUUCAGUUUCAUCUCUUUUGUAUCUUGUUAUAGUCUGUGUGUCAAAUUAGAAGAGCCUCCAAGAGAGUAAUCAGCUGAAAGAUUACUCUAAUAUGUGAUUUUUUUUAAUUCUGAGUUUCUGUUAUUACAACACUCUCUAGAUGAGAUUGUGUAAGAAAAGAUUGCUUGUGAGAAACUGAAUUUGAUUGCGUGUAAAUAAAGCAUCCGAAGCAAACAAAUUAACCAAAC
Brassica oleracea var. oleracea is the source of this 1207-nucleotide messenger RNA. RefSeq lists its product as uncharacterized. Gene Ontology annotation, cellular component: membrane. Gene Ontology annotation, molecular function: oxidoreductase activity, acting on the CH-CH group of donors. The transcript has 10 exons. Bases 87 to 962 code for a protein of 291 amino acids. The record is from RefSeq and is a predicted model, not a curated record. NCBI's taxonomy places the organism in Eukaryota, Viridiplantae, Streptophyta, Magnoliopsida, Brassicales, Brassicaceae. Gene Ontology annotation, biological process: lipid metabolic process.